Andrographis paniculata is the source of this 3826-nucleotide messenger RNA. RefSeq names its product homeobox-DDT domain protein RLT3. Gene Ontology annotation, biological process: regulation of transcription by RNA polymerase II. Lineage: Eukaryota; Viridiplantae; Streptophyta; Magnoliopsida; Lamiales; Acanthaceae. The record is from RefSeq and is a predicted model, not a curated record. The transcript has 16 exons. Bases 190 to 3426 code for a protein of 1078 amino acids.
CCCCACAAAACCCAAAACCCUACUUCUUCAAACCCCUGCUAUCUCUCUGCCCUUCAUUUUCCCUUAAGACUGAAAAGCACACACCCAACUGAACUGAGUUCUACCCAUCCUUCCCUGGCGCUUCUGUUGAUCAGUCUUCCUGAUAUUUGUGAUGAAUUGAUUCUCGAAAGUAUCGCAACAAGUGGCACCAUGUCAGUGUCUGAUCAAGGGGUGGAGAGUGGGAUUAAUUCUGCCGGAAUUCAUGGCUCCCGGAGCAGUGCUCGUUGCAGGAAGAGGAAGAGCAAGGGUCAGCAGCAGAUGGUUUUUAUGAAUGAAAAUGACUACAGGAUGCGGCUUCAGGAGGUUUUGUACACCCAGGAGUACAUUUUCACCAAGAUUUUCCGCAAGAACGGUCCCCCUCUCGGAGACCAGUUUGAUUCUCUUCCGUCGAAUGCUUUCCUCUGCGGUUCCCAAAAGCAUCAUCAUGAUAAUGGAUCACAUGCUCAUAAAAGAAGAAAGGUGCAGGCUUCUGUGCAUACCAUCUUAGAUUAUGAAACUUGUUGUGAGAACAGUUCACCUACAUUGAGGCACGGAAUCGGGAAAGGCCCAAUGACUUCAAAGGAUUUUCCAUUUAGGAAACAUGGCAUGGGCAAAGGUUUGAUAACUCAGGAGGGUGCUACUCGGAAAAAGCAUGGUGUUGGGAAAGGUUUGAUGAUGGCUUGGCCGGAUGCAAAUCAUCAUGAGACAGAGCUUCCAUUUGAUGGUAAUGUUAGCAAGAAUGCUGUUCAAAAGAAGAAGAAAAGAGUACCGCCUAAAGAAUCCAUUACGAGAAAAUUGGCAAACAGAGAACAACAAGCUAAAAGGAAUGCUUCCCUGAGACGUAAAAAAGUGGAAUGCCAGAAAGCUCAAAAGUGGAAGCAACCUCGUAAAGGAAAAUGUGAGCUUGCCCUUGACAAUGCAAAAUGUCUGGAAUACACACAGCCCUCAACUCUAGUAGAUGAUGAGGAACUCGAGCUCAGAGAAUUACAAGAAGAUUAUAAUCUGACAUCUUCUUGUUCUCAUUUUCCAACCAAUGGUUCUCCUGGAUGUUCCCUGUGCAAAGAUUUGCUUGCCAAGUUCCCUCCGCAUUCAGUCACAAUGAGGAUGCCUUUGUCAGGACAACCUUGGGCUUCCUCACCAGUACUAGUCAGCAAACUUUUUAAGGCAUACCAUUUUUUGUGUACAUAUGCUGUUACCAUCAGUAUGCGUUCUUUCACCUUGGAUGAGUUUGCACAAGCAUUUCAUGAUAAGGACUCAUUGUUGCUUGGACAAGUGCACUUGGCUCUUCUCAAGCUACUUUUGUCAGAUAUAGGCAAGGAACUAAGUAGAAGUCUUCUCUCUCGCGCAAGCAAAAACUGCAAAUUUUUGCAUUUGCUUUCUUCGCUUGAGCAUCGUCAAUCUGUAUUUGAGUUCUGGCACAAGUCUCUGAAUCUCAUGACAUGGACCGAAAUACUGUGUCAGAUAUUUGUUACAGCCGGUUUUGGUUCUAAGAUUGGUACGGGUCAGAAAGCAGCUUGCAAGAAGGAGGUCAAUCUCAUGGAGAAGUAUGACUUAAGUCCCUGUACGCUGAAGGGAGAACUUUUUAGUAUUUUAUUAACAGCUGGAAAUAGUGGGAUGAAGGUUUCUGAAUUGGCUAGAUCUUCAUCAAUUGUGCAGUUGAAUCUAACGGAUACACUCCCCGACCUGGAGAAUUUGAUUGCAUCUUGUCUCGCCGGUGACAUAACAUUGUUUGAAAAGAUUUCCUCAUCUGGAUAUCGAUUGCGGAUCCAAGCUGCUGAAAAUGACUCUGACAGAUGUGAAUCUGAUUCUGAAGAUUUUGGGAGCAUAGAUGAGAUAUCUGAAAUCACUGGUGGAGAUGAUACCAAUGACUCUGAGCAUGAAUCCAGGGCUCCCAGUCCUUCAAGAAUUGAUGCUGCUAAUUCUAACACAGAUAUACUGAGUGUAUACAAUGAAAUUGACGAGAGCCUUCCAGGGGAAGUAUGGUUGUUAGCACUGACAGAGGGUGAAUAUGCCAAUUUAAGCAUUGAAGAGAAGCUCAAUGCAUUAAAUUCAUUAAUUGAUCUGCUUACUGCUGGAUCCAGUUUCCGAGUUGAGGGGAUAACAUCAAGUCUGGAAUGUCAUCCCAACAAUUAUUAUGGCUCUGGUGCAAAAAUAAAGAGAUCAACAGGCAAACAGAGUGGUCCACUUGUCUUGCUAAAGAGCAGUAGUGGGCAAACUUUGAACAGGCUUGAUGGAAAUAUGCCAGAUGAACCAGUUGAUACUUUGGUUCCCCUGUCAAGGAUUAGCAAGGAAGAGGAGUAUGCCAGCAUGAAAAAGAUAGAAGAACAAAUGGAAGGAGAGGAGUGCUUACAUCCAAUGCAAUCUGUUUAUCUAGGCUCUGAUCGUAGGUUCAAUAGAUACUGGUUGUUUUUGGGUCCUUGUGAUGAAGGUGAUCCUGGACACAGGAGAAUCUACUUUGAGUCUUCUGAUGAUGGCCACUGGGAAAUGAUUGAUACUAAAGAGGCUUUGUAUUCAUUGUUGUCAGUUCUGGACAGCAGGGGUGUUCGGGAGGCUCGUCUUCUUGCAUCCUUAGAGCAGAGGGAAGCAAUUCUGAGCCAUUCGAUCUCCAAUAUGAAAAAUGACAACGGAACUAGGCUGCCUUGCCAUACAGAUCAAUCUGAAUCAAAUACUUCAAUAGAAUUUAGCUCGUCGCCUGUUUCAGAUAUAGACAACCAUCUAAGCAUGAAUGGGAGGCAAAAUGAAAUUCCCUCUUCUUCUGGUUCAGCAGCUGUUGAAGUGAGUGUAAAAGGGGAUCAGCUGGCUGGAAAAUCUCGUGAUUCCAAGGCUUUUGAUUCAUGGAUAUGGAAAUCAUUUUACUCUGAACUCAAUGCUGUAAAAAAUGGAAAUAAGGCCCAUCUUAAUUCACUAAGAAGAUGCAACCAAUGUCAGGACCUCUAUUGGAGAGAUGAAAAGCACUGUAGAAUCUGCCAUACAACAUUUGAGCUUGAUUUUGGUUUGGAAGAAAAGUAUGCUGUUCAUACUGCAGUUUGCCAAGCUAGCCAUGGUGUUAAUGGUCGCCAAUGGAAAAGAGUGUUAUCUUCUAAAUUGCAGGCACUAAAGGCUGCUAUCUACGCAAUAGAGUCUGUCGUCCCUGAAGAUGCUUUGGUGGGCUCUUGGAAAAGAUCUGCACAUAAUCUAUGGGUCAACAGGAUACGACGAGCCUCCAAUUUGAGAGAGUUUCUACAGGUCCUAGCUGAUUUCGUUACUGCAAUCAAUGAAGAAUGGUUUUACCAGAAUAGUGUUCCAUCUUCAUAUUUUGCCACGGAAGAAAUAUUUUCAAAUUUGUCAACCAUGCCGCAAUCAUAUUCUGCAGCUGCACUUUGGUUGGUAAAAUUUGAUUUAUUGAUUGCCUCCUGUGGGAAGAAAUAAUUCUCAGAACAAAUCUGAAGUUGCCAGCAGACUUCAAGUUCAAUGAAACACACAAAAUGGUGGGUUCUUUAGCCGGAAGGAACAAGUCAUGCGUGCCCACAGGACGAGGGCAUCGACUUUUUAAAGGGGCUUUGACUUGACGAAGGUAGAAUACUCAUUCAAAAAGCAUUCUUUUUAGCUCAUAGGGAAACUGGCCUAUCUUAUCCUCCCUUGUUAUUAUGUGUUAUUUACAAACAAAAUCACUUUUGAUGGAUUCAUUGUAGUUUGCAGAAUUCAGAGAAUUCCUUCCCCUUUUAGGUCAAUUUUUUUGGUUGUCUUUCACAAGCAUAGAUAGCAUCGCCACUGGAAUGAAUUAAACAUUAAAGACAAUUGUGUAAAUAAAUAAAGCCUGAAACUUUUG